Camponotus floridanus (Florida carpenter ant) is the source of this 1634-nucleotide messenger RNA. It is a transcript of the gene Ak2, whose product is annotated as adenylate kinase. The record is from RefSeq and is a predicted model, not a curated record. Gene Ontology annotation, molecular function: AMP kinase activity; ATP binding. The transcript has 4 exons. Gene Ontology annotation, biological process: ADP biosynthetic process. Gene Ontology annotation, cellular component: cytoplasm; mitochondrion. Lineage: Eukaryota; Metazoa; Arthropoda; Insecta; Hymenoptera; Formicidae. Bases 203 to 934 code for a protein of 243 amino acids.
UCAAAUUUUCACCGAUUGCUGAUGACGUGCUGACGAACACAUUCGUGCGACUCACAACGCGAGGAUGUUCCAACAGCACGUCGCGCGCGUUUAUUAUCCGUGACACACGGUGUUUCGCGACCUUGAUAAUAAUAGUGACUGAGAAACAAGCCGUUUUUCGCGGAGCUCGACGAAUUUUUCCUUUUCGACUCGUUAAGAAAACAUGCCGCCGCAAACGGACCCAGCCCCGAAGCUCGAGACACCGUCGAGCGGAGUCAAUGCCGUUCUAUUGGGUCCACCUGGUAGCGGCAAAGGCACUCAGGCGGUGUUAUUCAAAGAGAGGUACUGCGUAUGUCAUUUAUCUACAGGUGAUAUGCUAAGAGCUGAAGUCGAUUCCGGUUCUACUCUGGGAAUUCAAUUCAAAAAGAUAAUGGACGAAGGUAAAUUGGUCAGUGAUGAUUUGGUAGUUAACAUGAUUGAGAACAAUUUAAACAAACCUGAAUGCAAGCGUGGCUUUUUACUGGAUGGAUUCCCAAGAAGUGUACCUCAAGCAGAAAAACUCGAUGAAAUGCUCAAGAAGAGGAAAACAAAGCUUGAUGCUGUGAUUGAGUUUGGAAUCGAUGACAAAUUAUUGAUCAGUAGAAUUACAGGUAGAUUAAUACAUCCAGCUAGUGGUAGAUCUUACCAUGAGACACUUGCUCCUCCUAAAGUCUCUAUGAAAGAUGAUAUCACUGGGGAACCUUUAAUUAAGAGAUCUGAUGACAAUGAGGAGGCUCUGAAAAAACGAUUAGCGACAUAUCACACACAAACUUUACCACUCGUCGACUAUUACGCUCUACAAGGAAUUCAUUAUUACAUUAAUGCUGCCCAAUCUGCCGAAAGAGUCUUCAAAGAUAUCGACCAAAUCUUUCUGAGAUCCACUAAAAAGAAGGGAUUCUUCAGUAGAUUUUUUUAAAACAUCGCCAAUAGAAAUAGAAAUCUCUAAAACAUUCUUUUAUUCUUUCUUUUUAUAGCAAUUUAUUUUUAGAAUCUUUUUCUUCUUUAAAAGAAGUUACAGAAAUAAUCGUAAAUGUAUUAAGACAAGAUAGUAAUGCUGCAAAAAUAACAAUUUAGGUGUAUUUAAUGCUUGUUUUAACUAAGAGUAAUUUCGAAAUCUUAGUAAUAUAGUUGCAUUUAGAAGAAUUACUGUAAACGGUAUAUUUUGUAGCAAUAUCAAAAAAGGCAUGCAAUGGUAUUUGAUAAAACAUCAUAAUUUUUUAGAGAGAUGAGAAAUUAUGAUUUGCAAAUAGAAUGCACACAAUUUAUCAAUGCUCUAAAAAUGGGUGUAACAUAUAUAUGUAAAAUGCGAAUCAUAUAACUUUAAUAGAGAAAAAGAUAUAUUUGUAUAUAGCUGCUAAAAGAAAUUUUGCAUUGUUACUGCACUUUUUGUGCAAUGUUUAUACAUUGUACUUAAAGCACAUUUAUUAAGAAAAAUUUUUUUAUCUAUUUUGAUUUAUUUUUAAUUUUUUCUAUAGCGAACAUUUAUCAUUAUAAAACAUGCGAAAUAUUAAGAACAUGCGAAGAAUUAAGUAUAGAGAGCGUUCACACCAAUCAUAUACGCACAUUUUUUGAAUUCUACAACUAUAUCGUUUUUAAAAAAAAAGACUAAAUGUGAC